Messenger RNA from Penicillium malachiteum, 588 nucleotides. RefSeq names its product peptide chain release factor family protein. Gene Ontology annotation, biological process: translational termination. Bases 1 to 588 code for a protein of 195 amino acids. NCBI's taxonomy places the organism in Eukaryota, Fungi, Ascomycota, Eurotiomycetes, Eurotiales, Aspergillaceae. The transcript is spliced from 2 exons. Gene Ontology annotation, cellular component: mitochondrion. Gene Ontology annotation, molecular function: translation release factor activity. The record is from RefSeq and is a predicted model, not a curated record.
AUGCGCGCAAUGCGACUACCGUCAACACUCCCAUGGUCAAGGGCCAUCAAGGCCCUUUCAAAACCAUUGGGCUUACCAUUAAUAUCAUUGAUACCAUGUCAAACAUUCACAACAACUCUCGCACUGCCUGCCAAACCUUUCCCUCCCCGCAUGAAGUUCGAUGAAGCCGACCUAACAAUAUCCUACCUAAAGGGCACAGGACCUGGAGGCCAAAAGAUUAAUAAAACGAAUUCCGCUGUUCAAAUCACCCACAAACCUUCCGGCGUGGUCGUAAAGUGCCAAGCCACUCGCUCUCAGUCUCAAAAUGCGAAGAUAGCCCGCGCCUUACUGGCUGAUAAAGUGGAAGAGCUGGAGAAGGGUGAUCAAAGUCGCACCGCGCUCAAAUUGGAAGCUGCGAGAAAGAAAAAAGCUAGCAAGUUGAAGAAGACGAGGAGGAAAUAUCGCAAUUUGGAGAAGGAUGAGCUAGAACCAGAGAAUGCCGAGGGAAAACGGGAUGGAGAUCAACAAAUUGAAACAGGCGGUGGUGACAAAGAUGAUGGAGCUAUCAGUACAGAGGGAAGUACUGAUCAUAAAGGCUCAUCUUCAUGA